UUUGUCAUGUCGUUGUGGUGGUCGUAUGAUAUUGAGUCAGAGUCUUGAACCGCAAAUCUUGUUAAAUUCUCAACUUGUUCUCAUUACUAGUCUGAAUUUGAGGUGUAAACAAGGUAAAUACAGACAUGUCGUUCGGCAGUGGUUAUAAAGGGACAAAACUUAAAACCAAUCUAAGAUUGGCCAUCAAUAGACUUAAACUGAUGGAGAAGAAAAAAACUGAACUCGCUCAGAAAGCAAGGAAAGAUAUUGCAGAUUAUAUAUCACAGGGAAAAGAUGAGAGAGCCAGAAUCAGGGUGGAACAUAUAAUAAGAGAAGACUAUCUUGUGGAAGCUAUGGAAUUGUUAGAAAUGUACUGUGAUCUGUUAUUAGCAAGGUUUGGGUUAAUUGAAAGCAUGAAAACUUUAGAUGACGGAUUAGCGGAAUCGAUAUCCACUGUAAUCUGGGCUGCUCCCAGAAUGCAGACAGAGGUACCAGAAAUCCGAGUGGUUGCUGAACAACUUUGUUGUAAGUAUGGCAAGGAAUAUGGUAAGAUGGCACGAUCCAAUGAAACUGGCACUGUUAAUGAAAGGUUCAUGCACAAGUUAAGUCCCCAACCACCUCCAAAGAUAUUGGUUGAAAGGUACUUACAAGAAAUAGCAAAGAGUCACAAUGUACCAUAUGAACCAGAUCCUUCUGUUUUAAUGGAAUCAUCUGAGUUCAACGACAUGACAGCGGAUGAUUUGCUACUUUUAGAUGUUAGCAGUCCUAGUAAUCCUCCACCAGGUGGUAGUGCCUCAGGGGGUGGUGGCUACGGUGGAAACCCUGGAGGUGGCUACGGUGGAAACCCAGGUGGUGGCUACUGGAAACCCAGGAGGCGGUUAUGGAGGCAAUUCCGGAGGUGGUUUUGGUGGUAACCCAGGCGGCGGCUAUGGUGGCAACCCAUGUGGCGGCUAUGGUGGUAAUCCAGGAGGUGGAUUUGGCGGAUAUGGUGGCGGUGGUGGUGGUAUGUCACAGCCUGUGUUGCCAGCAAAUGCUGUACCUAGUGUUGGACCAACCAAUUCUAAGAUGCCAUUUGCAUAUCCUUCUUCACAACCACAAAAUGCCCUCUGUGCCUCCUCCGCCUGCAAAUUAUGUACCUCCUCCUCAACAAACAUCAAAAAAAGGAGGUCCUCCUCCACUGCCUAGUAGACCUCCGGCAGGGUCGACAAAUGUUCCCCCUGCGUACAAUGGUCAGUCGAGUUCGGCACCGUCUUAUGAAACAGCUAUGAAAGAUUCUGUAUACCCUCUCCCGACGACAACAUCGUACCAACCAACUACCAGUUCAUCCAUCAGCGCCAGUCCCUAGUACACCACAACCACCACCACCACCAGAUGCUGGUCCUUUGCCACCAAAAGAUUCUGGUAUACCAGAUCUUCCUUCAGUUCCAGCAAACAGUUUACCAUCUCUUGAUAACACCAUUGGUUCAAGUUCAGCUGGAGGGGAAGACGUAGACUUUGACGACCUGACGAGAAGAUUUGAAGAACUCAAGAAAAAGAAGUAAUAUUUACAUGACAAGUGGAAUAUUUUUUUUAUAGUUUCAAAAGAACUUGAAUUUUGUGAUGACUUGCACGAUUAUCCAAGAAUUCUUGAUGUGUAAACAAUUGCAGUAUUCAGUGACACGAAUAACUAUAUGAGGUACAACAAUAUUAGACAAAGAUAGCACAUGUAUUAGUUAUUCUUUAGUUGUCAUUGUCUUGUUACUAGACACAAAUAUGCAUUACAAAAACAUAAUGCAAACAUACAUGGAGCAUAGGAUAUAAAAUCACAUGCACUGUCAUCUUCACUAUUAAUCUUUAUUACUUGGGUUCAUCAAAACAUUUUAAAGUUGGUGAAUAAUUGAAACUGACCAAAAUCCAUAUUGAGCAAUAUCAAAUUCUGUUGAUUUGGUGCAACUUUGUGGCUGGAAAAACAAUCUUUUCUUGUCAUGGUAUGCAUUCCCCCUAAGUGAGAGUGUC
This is a messenger RNA of Saccoglossus kowalevskii, 1974 nucleotides long. Its product is annotated as IST1 homolog. The record is from RefSeq and is a predicted model, not a curated record. Lineage: Eukaryota; Metazoa; Hemichordata; Enteropneusta; Harrimaniidae. Gene Ontology annotation, biological process: protein transport.